AUGCAUGUGAAGAUGUUAGAGCUUCAUAGACGCUACGGCCCUGUCAUUCGCGUCGAGCCUAACAAGCUGGUUUACCAUCACGCCGAGGCUGUAAGCCACAUCUGGAACCGUCGCCGACCCCAGGACAGUCGGCCUGCCUUGAUCAAUGCUUUGAAUCCAAACAACCUCUUAUGUGGCCCACCAGAUAAGCAUACGCGCUACCGACGUGCCCUUCUUCCUGGGUUCUCUAAGCAAGCCAAGUUGGCUCGAGGCGGCAUUAUCCAAAAAUAUGCUGGUCUAUUAGUUGCCAGAUUGAAGGAGCAUUCGACACCCAUCCACCCCUUUAACAUUACGACAUGGAUCCACAAGGCCCAAGGUGAUAUGGUGAGUGAGUUGACCUACGGCGAGAAUAUCGGAUGUUUGCAAUCAGAUUCCGAAUCUCCUCUCCUUGCAGCACUGCUGGACUGGGAUGUGUUGACGGCAUACGGUGUUGCAAUAUUGUCCUUCCUCCCCACAAAACUACUCUCUCUCAUGGUUUCUUUGACACCCUCCGGGCUGGAGGGCGGUAUGCUCUCCGAGUUGACCCGGCUGUCCAAAGAACGGACCCUUGAACGUAUGGAUUCGGCUCCAACUGAGUACACCGACUUUGUCUCGUCAAUCUGGAAGGAUGAAGAGUUCGACAAGAAUGAUGCUGAUCCAAGAGACGACAGCCUUUCUGUGUCCGCUGCUCGCUCUACACCAUUGACGAUUGAGGAGAUACACAGCAAUAUCAAGAUCUUCACCGUCGGUGCAUUAGGGACCAUGACGCACCUGCUUGCGGCCACAAUCUUCUAUCUGGCGACGAACCCGGAAAGUAUGACCCGACUGGCGAGCGAGAUACGCACUGCCUUUGCUGCCGAAGAUGAUAUCGACCUUGACGGCGCCAUGACUUUACCCUAUCUAAAUGCCGUGAUUCACGAGUCAAUGCGGAUGCGGCCACCUACACCUAUGCUAUUCCCAAGGGAAAUCGCCGCCGGAGGCGACUUGGUUCUAGACAAGUUCAUUCCAGAAGGGACCGUUGUCGAAGCCUGGUUUGCGGCCUUGUAUCGAGACGAAAAGCACUUUGUUGAUGCUAAUAGCUUCAUCCCGGAGCGAUGGCUGGACGGUGACGAUAAAAACGAGCGUUUUGCCAAUGACAGGAGGGAUGUGUUCAUGCCCUUUGGAACUGGGCCACGGGUUUGUCCCGGAAAAGUUCUUGCCAAUAGUGCUAUUCGCUUCUUUAUAGCGCGUCUGGUCUGGGCCUUCAAUUUUAGAAUCGCGGACCAGAGUCGCGACUGGUACCAGAAAAGUAAGCCUCGUGUGUUAUGGUCUCAGCCAGAUCUCUACGUACACCUGAUUCCGAGAGCUGAAGGGAACGAAAGGCUCCCGGCGGGAAAGCCUUGGGCUACCUAA
Molecule: messenger RNA, 1410 nt
Organism: Penicillium mononematosum
Lineage: Eukaryota; Fungi; Ascomycota; Eurotiomycetes; Eurotiales; Aspergillaceae
Product: trichothecene c-15 hydroxylase protein
Exons: 3
Coding region: 1-1410 (469 amino acids)
Molecular function (GO): monooxygenase activity; heme binding; iron ion binding
Source: RefSeq, a predicted model, not a curated record